ACAGUCAUAGAUAAUUUUUCGAAGUGUUGCCUUUGUGGAUUGAAUUUCGUUCUCGGGGACACAAAAUAAUAUUUUUUCUAAACGUUGGAAACAUUGAAUCAGACACAUAAUGGCGGAGACUGUGUUAUUUUUACGAGUAAUUCAUACUGGCAGCUGUUACUUUGGCUUACUAUAAAUUGUUAGUAAUGUGUUGCGUUCGUCGAGAAAGCUGUAAACUCAGUGAUUGACGUUUGAGUGAACUCUACAGUGUUUGCAAGUUGUUUGGAAAAUAUGGAGUCGUAGGCCGUGUGUGGACAGUGUUAUUGGAUCGGUGUCGGUGUAGUAGCCGGAGGGUGCAGCGCAUGGUGAGGAGCUGAACUCAGCGCGAUGGGGGCGCAGCAAGCAAAGGAACGCGGGGCGGCUGGCGGCGCGUCGAUGCGGUCGGCUCGGAGCAAGCCGCGCGUGCCAAAGGACCCCCGGCUUCUUGGCUCCAACAUCUUCACAGAACACAGCGAAGCACUGCUACAGAGUCGUCCGUUGCCACACAUCCCCGACCUGCCCGCGGAGAGCGCGGUGGGGGACGCGGCCGCCGUCGUGUCCACACCCCUCACCCUGGACACUGCCAACAGGUGGACCUCGAAAGAGAACCUUCUGGCGCAUGUUGAAGAUGAAGACCCUCAGUUGUUCGUAGCCCUGUACGACUUCCAAGCCGCAGGGGACAACCAGCUAACGCUGAAGAAAGGCGAGCAAGUGCGCAUAGUGUCGUACAACAAGUCGGGCGAGUGGUGCGAGGCGCACCGGCUGGCAGGCGGCGUGGGCUGGGUGCCGUCCAACUACGUCACGCCGGUCAACUCGCUCGAGAAGCACUCGUGGUACCACGGCCCCAUCGCGAGGAACGCCGCCGAGUAUCUGCUGUCUUCGGGGAUUAACGGAUCGUUUCUUGUGCGAGAAUCAGAGUCCAGUCCGGGACAGCGCAGCAUCUCUCUCCGCUACGAGGGCCGAGUGUACCACUACCGCAUCAACGAAGACAGCGACGGCAAGGUGUUCGUGACGUCAGAAGCGAUGUUCUGCUCUCUGGCCGAGCUGGUCCACCACCACUCUGUGGCCGGCGACGGGCUGGUCACGCAGCUUCUGUACCCCGCGCCGAAGCGAGACAAACCAUCGGUCUUCCCGCUCGCACCUCCGGACCACUGGGAGAUAGACCGCACAGACAUCGUGAUGAAACACAGGCUUGGCGGCGGCCAGUAUGGUGACGUGUAUGAGGCCGCUUGGAAGAGGGGAAAUCUCACUGUUGCUGUCAAGACUUUGAAGGACGACACAAUGGCCCUAAAAGACUUCCUCGAAGAGGCCGGAAUCAUGAAGGAGAUGCGCCACCCGAACCUGGUGCAGUUGCUGGGCGUUUGCACGCGCGAGCCGCCCUUCUACAUCAUCACCGAGUUCAUGUCGCGCGGCAACCUGCUCGAGUACCUACGCGCCGCCCACAGGGACAAGGUUGACGCAGUGGUGCUCAUGUACAUGGCCACGCAGAUCGCGUCCGGCAUGAGCUACCUCGAGAGCCGCAGCUUCAUUCACCGCGACCUCGCGGCGCGCAACUGUCUGGUCGGCGAAAACCACCUGGUAAAAGUGGCUGACUUCGGUUUGGCGCGUCUUAUGCGAGACGACACAUACACGGCGCACGCCGGCGCAAAGUUCCCAAUAAAAUGGACGGCGCCGGAGGGACUGGCGUACAAUACUUUCAGCACUAAGUCCGACGUUUGGGCGUUUGGAGUGCUCUUGUGGGAGAUUGCCACGUAUGGGUUGUCGCCGUACCCGGGCGUUGACUUGGCUGAUGUCUAUCACAUGCUUGAGAAGGGCUACCGCAUGGAGUGUCCGCCCGGCUGCCCGCCCGCGGUCUACGAGCUGAUGCGCGGCUGCUGGCAGUGGCACGCCCACGACCGGCCCACCUUCCGAGACAUCCACCACGCACUGGAACACAUGUUCCCGGACCACUCCAUCACUGAAGAGGUGGAGAAGCAGCUGCUGGAGACGGGCUCGACGGGCACGCCGCAGCUGUCGGCUCGCAAGGCGGACGCCGGCAAGGGCGUCCAGAUGCGACGCCCCACCAACCGCCGCGGCAAGCAGGCGCCCACGCCGCCUAAACGGACCAGCCUGCUGUCUUCAUGCAGUUCAUUCCGGGAGUCUCAGUACGCGGAGGAUUGCCCGGCGCCGCCGCCCGGGGUCUGCGACGACAACGGCGUACAUAACGGUGUGGGGGCGCGGGGUCGCGAGUCGUCCGAGGGUUCCCUCGCGGAGCCGGACACGGACUCGUCGGGCGCUCGAGCGUCGGCCCGCCAGCGCGCCGCCCGCCGCCGCCACACGCCGCCCGCCACGCACCCGCCCACGCCUAACACUGCUAAGAUAUUGAUGAGAGAUCGAUCGCCGGCCGCCUUAGAAGGCAACACUAAGGGAGUCCAAGUGGCGGCGCUGGAGGUGCAGAACGUGAAGCGCGCCAUCAACCGCUACGGCACGCUGCCCAAGGGCGCCCGCAUCGGCGCGUACCUCGAGUCGCUGCGGCAGAGCGCCCCCGACGAGCGCUCGCAGCACAUGAUCCGCAGCAACUCGUCCGGCGGCGUCACCUCCCCCGCCUCGCCCCGCGCGCCCCGCGCCCGCCCCCGCCUCGAGUUCCCGCCCCCACCCCCCGACCUGCCCCCCGAGCCCAACAAGCAGGCCAUGAAGGAGAUGCUCGAGCUCAAACUAGUGGCAGAAAUCAAGGAGCGCGCCGACCGCCGCACGGCCGUGGCGGACCCGCCCGCCCCGCUCCCCGCGCCGCCCCCCGCCGACCCCGCCGCCCGCCUCGUCUCCGAGCUGUCCGAGAGCCUCAACCUCGUCAAGCCGGAGCCCGCGUCGCCCAAAAAGACGGAGAACAAAAGCACAGACUUCAAAGCGCAGCUGAAGAAGGUCGAGGUGAAGAAAGUGGGUAACAACGUGGCCAAAGAGGACGAGUCGGGAAAAAUCAUCGACUUCAAGUCGCGGCUGAGGAAGGUGGACGGCGCGCCGGCCGUGAACGGGGUCAAGAAGUCCCCGGAUGAGAAGGAGAAUGGCAAGAAGGAGGCUCCGAGCAAGAAGGAGGAGGCUAGCGAGACGAGCGGCGGCUCGGCCGGCAGCGGCGACGCGGCCGACGCGGACGACGACAAGCGCCGCAGCACAGGCAGCAUAAGCAGCUUAAAGAAGCUGUGGGAGAGCAAAGAAGCCGAGGGUCGGAGCGGGGAGCCUUCCCCCGAGGACCGUCGUCCGGCGGUGGCCACCAAGCCGGGCCGGGCUAGACGCGGCGGCGGCAUCUACGCCACGCCGCUGGUAGGCAGCCCCGCGCCCGAUGACGCGCUGCAGGGGAUCCGGGCCUCGCUGGAAGCUUGCACUGCUGAGGUCCGCAAGACGGGGCGCGGCGCCGCCUGGCGGGCCAGCACGGCGGAGCGGCUGUGCGCGCUGGGCGGGCUGUGCGCGGCGGCGGGCGCGGGCGAGGCGCUGCCGCCCGUGCUGCGGGCGCAGCUGCGCGCCGCCGCCGUGCGCCUGCGCAGCGAGGCCGCCGCGCUGCCCGCCGCCGGCGACAUGGGCGCCGUCGAGCACGCGCUCACUGAUCUAGCGCAUAUUGUCAACAGGUAAAGCAUAACCCCUUGCGAGCGACCAGCGCCCGCGCGAUUCAGAGCGUACGAACUGCAGGAUCAAACAUAUUGAAACAAGGAUUUGAUACCACGAAUGGGACUCACCAUGUUAUGUACGCAUAAUUAAAUAUAUUUUUCAUCUAUUUAUAUAACUAUUAGGAAUGCGACUAUAGCCAUCUUGUAUACUCGUUAAAUUAAUCGUUUACUAGUUUUAGAAUGUGCUAUUGAUAACGCCAUUCUUAGUUAGGUGUACAUUGAGUAUAAAAAAAAGUAAUUUUUCAACGGAAACGUGACUUCAUGGGCGGUAUUUUCGCUUGCGAUGUAUUAAAUAUUGAACUUAUUUUUCCUUUAGAAAGCUAGAAACCGCGAUGGUGUGUAAGAAUUAAUUUAAAUGAUUAAAUAUGAUGAAUAAGAGAACUUUGACCAGAAAGGUAAGCUAUCGUAGUUGUAAACUGAUAGCAUAUACAACGUGCUAAGUUUGUUUAUAUAACUAACAGUAUAUUUCUAAACUUAGUUAUACUCUUUCCAAUAGCGUAUACAGUAAGAUGUAGAUCCAUUGUCACUGACUCGUUGACUAGUCGUGACGAAGAUAGUCGUAGGAAAAUAACACUUAAUGCCACGAGGCAAAGUGUAGCAGCGGCGGCGUAUGUGGUGAUUAGUUAGUUUUAACAAUUUGUGAAAACAAUAUGUAUAAAAUGUUGUUUUUUGCCUGAUCAGAUGUACAUAAGUGGAAUCUAAAUAGCUCGGUACAUAGUUUAGAAGGAAUAUCGUCUUUAGUGUCGCUAAUGUUGUGAUAUCACUACAAUAGUGAUGGCGAUGUAUCAAUGUACAAUCCAAGCGGCAAGUGAACAAAAUAAUAUUAACCUCAAUUUCUAUUCGAGUAUUAUUUAGUUCGUUUGCAUGACGCGAUCGAGUGUGCGUGAAAGUGUUCGAGUGAAAGAAGAGAGACGUAGAGUGAGACAAAACAGGACUUCGACAUACAGGGGAGGGGCGGAAGGGAGCGGUAUUCUUGUGACAAAGUCAUAUCGGAUUGUUCAACCCAAUUCCUUGCAGUUAGGAUAUAUUUUACGUUUCUGUGCCAAAUAUUUCUAUAGAAUCAUGUUACAGUUUUGCCUAUACCAAACAUACCGCAUUGAUGUUUACAAAAUAGUCCUAAUUGAAUUCGUUAGUAUAUAUGUAAUGGUACAGCUAUCAGUGAAGUGUACACCUAACGUAGUUAAAACCUACAUUAUAAGCAAAUUGUAAUACGUUUUGUAUAAUAUUUCCGCUUUCAAAUGCAAAUAAGACGACCAUUUAGCAUUUAAAGAACAGUUUAAUCGUAUUUUUUCUAUAUCCGAGUUAAUCUUCCUCGUAAUUAAUGGUAGGGGACAGCAUGCUAUAUAAUUGUAAUUAUUUUGAUUGAAUAAUGCAUGAACAUGUGUAAUUUAUAGUAGGGAUACAGUGGUGCAAACUCACAAACAAGUGAAUGCAACUGACUGUACACUGAAUGAAAUUAGUAACAAACAAUUUAAAGAUGAAAUUUUAAAUUAUUUAAGUAGGAAUCUAAUACAAAAUAUGUAAAUUAAGUAACGAUAUCCAUGUGUCUGCUUCCAUCCUCCAAGUGUAUGAAUUUGGAGAAUUAUCUCUGUGUCUUCUAUAGUCUGCUAUGUCUCACCUCAUCAUAACGGUGAUCGAUAUCAUAUAAAAAGCAUGUACAAAGCUUAUUUAUAUCGUUAUUUAACGUAAAUUAAGCAUGCUGUCUCAAAUAUUGAUAGUGAUAAGACUUACAGUUGUCAUGUAAGUUUAAGAUAUAUUGUAUAUGAUACACGGUGAAAUUUCACGUAGCUGCCUCAAAUAUUUCAGAAGUAGAUAACGCCGACAGUGCAAUCCAAAUUGCAUUGUCUAGCGCGUUAGUAAUUUAAUGUAGUCUAAUUUAUAUUUAAAUAGGCGUGACCAUCACUGUUCAGCUAUUUACCCUAGGUACAGUCGACUGCAUUACUAUGUUAUAUGAACUUUUGUACCUUGACUAAACCAAACUUCUUAAACCGCCAAUGAAGUAAUUAGCGGUUCCUGAAUUUAUGUUUUGAUAGGGUAAAAUAUAUGCCAAUAAAGUCGACUGUAUAUUCCAAUCAGUCACUGUCUAUUUUGUAUAUUUUUAGAUAGUGACAGACUGAACAGUUCAUAAAAUUCAGAAACGGUAGGUGCCUGUCACCCAUAAGCCAAGUAACUUUUGCUCUAUUUAAUAAGUGUGAUUAUGAUAUAAAAAUAAUCAUGUCUUUAUCAAUGAAGUGUUAUACUCAGUACAGACCCAUUAUUAUGAUUCCUCAAAGUUUGCAUUGCGUUGUCUUCCUAUGUUCUUCCGAGGCCUCAAUCAAAUUUGAAAGUAAACUAAUAGUUUGAAUUCAGUCUUCUGUAAUUUAGAAAUGUGACAUCUUAUAUCCACAUGAACAGGUUUUCGACUAUGUAAAAAAACCUACGUGUAUUAUUGCGAUGCUGUCAAAUGUUUCCUUGACUUGUAACUGAGAAGUUCGCAGAUGGCAGCACCAUCGCUUUAACCGAAUGUACUCUUGGGAUUGGUCCAUUUAGCAGCCAUUUUAUAAAUUCUAGUCUAUAGUAGGCUGGGGUAACGGGUGCUGCCUUCCCCAUUUACUGUAGCAGUAUCGAACAUAGGCUUUAUAAAUAUCUUUUGAAUGAGAUUAAUUGGUUCAUACUCGUAAUUAUUGAGUAUUCGAUAUUUUAUAAAACAUUAAUCGAGUCUGAUUGUAUACUCUAAGCUUUUACCUAAAAGCUGCUUUUAAACGGAUUAACAAAUAUACUUGUUAUUUUCUGUGUUCCCGUGACUCAGAACAUCGGAACAACGCUUAAAAUUACUUGGGCCAAUCCGCUUAAAAGUAGUUUUUAUAUGUAUAUAUUUAUUAUUAUUAGAUUAACAUUACUGUAAAUAUUACAAAAUGGGUGCAAAAUUGUGCUACGACACUAGAGUAGAUGGAGUAUCUCUUAUAAGAUAUAGUUUUUUCUAAUAACUUCUCAGCUAUGUAUUAUUUUUAAAGACUGUUUCAUAUUCCAAGUGUUUACGGCAUGGUAUGGCGUACCUUCUAUGCUUGAGAUUCCAUUGCUAUUAUAGGUCCAGUAUUUACUUAUAAUUUUAAACGAAAUGCAUUUUGUCUGAUUAAAUCCAAUGAUAUAUUUCAAACAAGAAUAUGUAUAAUAAUAUUAUGUAGCUUAACCCAAAUUAUACGGGACAUCGUAAUUGGUACGAAUUUACUUAGAGAUGAAAGUAAAUAAACUUUAUAUUCUCUUAAAUAUUAAUGUAAAACAUAGUACAGAUCAUGUAUUAUCAUUAUCAAGUCACAAUUAGGUUUUAUUGGGAAUGAAAUGAAUUUAUUGUAAAUCAAUGUGAUUUGUUCGAAGUUGUUUUUGUACUACGUAUUGAUAAUUAUUCAAAUCAUGGUUGGUUCUUGAAUUUAUUAGUCAACCAAGAUAGGUUCCGGAGUUAAUGAUAUAGUAUAUUCUUCUAGCAAGGACUUGUACAGGUACCAAAAAGCUACAUUGGUCACCCCAGAGCGCAAACAUUUAAACGAUAUGAAAUCUAUCGAUGUUCUGCUCAGUCAUUCAGUAUACUGUCAAAUAAGAGCAAUAGAUUUAAUUUUGGUAAAUUAUGUUUGGUGCAAGUCACUGAUAUGAGAGUCUCAGGAUCCAAACGGUUUGCGCUGGGGAUACCUAUCUCUUUUGCUGACUGUACUAUAAUAAUAUGGUAAUCUAUAGACUUUCUUGGUGUUUACGUAGUAGGUAUGUGUACCUAAUUAGAAAUGAUUAAAAUUUAUUGCGUUUGUGGAAAUGAUAACAAAGAUAAUAAUAUAGAAAUACACUGUAUUAAAUAAUAACUCAUAAGAUCUCAUAGAUUGCGGUGUAUUUAGAUUUAUAACUGUGAAAGUUAAACAUACUUUGUUUUAAAAUUAUGAAUUUAUAACUGCUUUACAAUUUUUCAAUACUAUUUGAACAGGAUAAUUAAGUGCCAGACCCAAUACUGUUCCGGAUGAGGUAUUCUUUAUCUAUUGUAUUUUUUCUGGCUUACUUUUUUAAAUAUACUUAAUUUAUAUAAAUAUUAUUAUUGUACUAUGAUUAUGAUUCUAUGUGAACAUAGAAGAUAAUUUUCUUACAAUCAUCUCUUACUGCAUUGACUUUUGUAUUUGCGAGUGGUAACUCCGUUGCUAGAGGAUCACUUGACAUGGUUAUUUUAAGUUAGCGUAUACUGUGAUACGGCUUUUAGAAAUGGUAUGUGCUCAAUAGGUUUCUUUUAUCGUAUUUUAAUCAAGAUUAGGAUAUUAAAAAAUACUAUUACUAAGUAUAUUGUUACUGUAAUGAUGUAAUAGGUAACGAACCAUUUAUAUUGAAAAUUAUAAUUGUAUAACACUGAUGUAUGCUAGUCUCUAUAAUUAUAUUAAAUGUAUGUAGAAGUAAGAAUAAAUAUAUACUUACGUAAGUUCCCUGCAUAUAGGUCGCGUACAAUCCUCUAAACUAUUUUAGUAAUUAUUGUAUGAUUAAGAAUUUUAUAUACUUACAUUAGGCGAGUGGGAGCGUCGCUCCGCCGCACAUUAUAUGUCAUUUACUCCAUUGUCUGUACUCUGUAUAGAAGUUGCUUCUGACGCGUCGCGCGCACACCGGCCGAACCUAGAGGACUGUCUUCAACAGAGAGACGCAACCAAAAAACUCUUUAUAUAGAGUUUGGCACUUCAAAUUGUAAGAAGCGCUGGACGCAUCUUAAAAUUUAACAGGAAGUCUGUCGUUGUUAUUGUGAUGAGUCAACAACUGUCCUCUCGAGUAGCAGUAGAACUCACUGUAUGUAUAUUAGAAUGAAGGUUCGCGGUCUCGCCCGGUGUGCGCGGGCCCACACGGAUACUCGGGGCGAGCGAACAACGAAUGCUCAAGAAUGAAUUUAUGCGAAUGUUCUCUUUAUCUUUUUAGCGAAUUUUGCUCACUAUUUCCAUGUUAGUUGUGUCCAAAAUUGUUAGCUAACUUCCUUCAUUUAUGUAAAGAGUGAAGCUCAAUGGAAACGCCCAGUGUGCGUCUGCCCCGGGGUCGCAUCUACUCUAAGUUAUAAAUCCAAAGAUAGAAGCUGAUUUACAUAUUAUAAACGUUCAUACAUAGAUACACAUGUCAAAAUGUAAUGGAAAUUAAAUGUUUUCUUAUCAGCA
Plutella xylostella (diamondback moth) is the source of this 8791-nucleotide messenger RNA. The record is from RefSeq and is a predicted model, not a curated record. Lineage: Eukaryota; Metazoa; Arthropoda; Insecta; Lepidoptera; Plutellidae.